CCACUACCAAUUGAUUGGAGUUAGCCUGUGAGGUUGCCUCUCACUUAGAGCCAUCUACCCUGAUUCUCCUCUGAAGUAAAUAAACAACUCUAAUUCUUCUGUGCGCUACCCCUUCAGGAGCCUGGAGAGGCGUGGCUGGACCAACACCUCCCCUGAUGUGAGCAGGUGUCCUCUUCCCCUCAUCACCCAUUGCCGCUACGCCAGGGAACGUCCUCAAGCCCUGGCCCUCAGGGGAGAGGAAACAGGAGCCCAGAGCCGAGACCAUGUGACGGCGCUGGCCCUCGCCACCGCCGUCCCCCCACCCUGGCCCCAGGCCUGGCACCAUGAUGUUCCGAGACCAGGUGGGCAUCCUUGCUGGCUGGUUCAAGGGCUGGAAUGAGUGUGAACAGACAGUGGCCCUGCUGUCACUUCUGAAGCGAGUCACGCGCACCCAGGCUCGCUUCCUGCAGCUCUGCCUGGAGCACUCACUGGCAGACUGCAAUGACAUUCACCUGCUGGAGUCGGAGGCCAACAGUGCUGCCAUUGUCAGCCAGUGGCAGCAGGAGUCCAAAGAGAAGGUGGUGUCCCUCCUGCUGUCCCACCUACCCCUGCUUCAGCCAGGCAACACGGAAGCCAAGUCGGAGUACAUGAGGCUGCUGCAGAAAGUGCUGGCCUACUCGAUCGAGAGCAAUGCCUUCAUCGAGGAGAGCCGCCAGCUGCUUUCCUAUGCCCUCAUCCACCCGGCCACCACACUGGAGGACCGCAAUGCACUGGCCCUCUGGCUCAGCCACUUGGAAGAGCGGCUAGCUAGCGGCUUUCGCACCCGACCUGAGCCCACCUACCACUCUCGCCAGGGCUCGGAUGAGUGGGGUGGCCCUGCAGAGCUGGGCCCUGGGGAUGCAGGGCCAGCCUGGCAGGACAAGCCACCCCGGGAAAAUGGACAUGUGCCCUUCCACCCACCCAGCUCAGUGCCGCCAGCCAUCAACAGUAUUGGGAGCAACGCAAAUGCAGGUCUCCCCUGCCAAAUCCACCCCAGCCCGCUGAAGCGCUCCAUGUCGCUCAUCCCCACGAGCCCCCAGGCCCCUGGUGAGUGGCCGAGUCCAGAGGAGCUUGGGGCCCGGGCUGUUUUCACCACGCCCGACCACGCACCCCUCUCACCCCAGAGCAGCGUGGCCUCCUCUGGCAGUGAGCAGACGGAGGAGCAGGGCUCCAGCCGGAACACUUUCCAGGAGGACGGCAGUGGCAUGAAAGACGUGCCCUCAUGGCUCAAGAGCCUCCGCUUGCACAAGUACGCAGCCCUCUUCUCACAGAUGAGCUAUGAAGAGAUGAUGACACUGACUGAACAGCACUUGGAGUCUCAGAAUGUCACCAAAGGUGCCCGCCACAAGAUAGCCCUGAGCAUCCAGAAGCUGCGCGAGAGGCAGAGCGUCCUCAAAUCCCUGGAGAAGGAUGUGCUGGAAGGCGGAAAUCUGCGAAAUGCUCUGCAGGAGCUGCAGCAGAUCAUCAUCACCCCCAUCAAGGCCUACAGUGUCCUCCAGGCCACCGUGGCCGCCACCGCCGCCGCCACCUCUACUGCCAAGGAUGGGGGCCGGGGGGAGCCACCGCUGCCAGGUGCUGAGCCUCCCCUGGCUCACCCUGGCACAGACAAGGGCAGUGAGACCAAUGACCCUCCAGCUGCAGAGAGCUACCCCCCUCCACCAGCUCCGGCUCCCACUGAUGGUAGUGAGCCAGCCCCCGCUCCCGUCGCUGAUGGAGACAUCCCCAGCCAGUUUACACGGGUGAUGGGCAAAGUGUGCACCCAGCUGCUGGUGUCCCGACCAGACGAAGAGAACAUCACCAGUUACCUCCAGCUCAUCGAAAAGUGCCUGUCUCAUGAGGCUUUCACGGAGACACAGAAGAAACGACUGCUGUCCUGGAAACAGCAAGUGCUGAAGCUCCUCCGGACCUUCCCGCGCAAAGCUGCACUAGAGAUGCAGAACUACAGGCAGCAGAAAGGCUGGGCGUUUGGCUCGAACUCACUCCCCAUAGCUGGUUCUGUGGGGAUGGGGGUGGCCCGGCGGACCCAGCGGCAGUUCCCAAUGCCUCCCCGGGCCCUUCCGCCUGGCAGGAUGGGCCUUCUGAGCCCUUCGGGCAUUGGGGGCAUCUCCCCUCGACAUGCCCUCACCAGCCCCAGCCUUGGGGGCCAGGGCCGACAGAACCUGUGGUUCGCCAACCCUGGAGGCAGCAACAGUAUGCCCAGCCAGAGCCGCAGCUCUGUGCAGCGUACCCACUCGCUCCCAGUCCACUCGUCACCCCAGGCCAUUCUCAUGUUCCCUCCAGACUGCCCGGUCCCUGGGCCUGACCUGGAGAUCAAUCCCACUCUGGAGUCUCUAUGUCUGAGCAUGACAGAACACGCCUUGGGUGAUGGGACAGACAAAACCUCCACCAUCUGACAGGACCCACAGCCCAGCGCACCCAUAGGCUCCCCGGGCGGCGGGCGGGGGCCAACCCCCAACGGGCUUCUCCGCAACAGCGAGAGGGUGGGCUGGCUCAGCUAUACAUUCUAAUAUUUUUCUACUCUCUCACCCUUUUAACUUUGGUUUAACAUUGGCACACGCCUUGCUCACUCCCAGGCCCGUCGAGGGAUCUCUGCUGAGGCCCGGGGAGGUAGGGGGCAGCCAGGAUAAAGGGGGCAGGGACUGGCCAGCCUGCCUGCCCCCUCCUUCCCUCCUUCACCCCCCACCUGGCCCUGUCCCACCCCUGCCUCCUCUAGACUGCCGGCCACCUGCCCCUCCCAAGGAAAAAGUCUCCCCCAGACUCACUGACCCACUCUCUUGUGGGGCCCGCUCAGAACUAUCUGACAUUUGGGGAGAGAUGAGUGGGGUAGAUAAUCUGCUCUCCUGAAUGUUAUUUGAGAGGAGCUGAGGAGAUAAAGGCCGGUGAGGAGAGGAGCGUGUCUGUCUGCCUGUCUCUCUCUCCCUCACCUCCUUACACCUUCUUCUUCCCCAUUCCCAUCAUUCCCCAAGGACAGGAGCCACCCUCCUCUCACUCACUUCCUUUUGCCCUGUUUAUCAGAGGUUCUCUGCAAUUAAUUUCUUAGGUCUAUUUAAGAUACAUAUUUAUAUAGUUCUUAACGGUUUUUCUCUCUGAUCAUUCCCUCUCAUUUUUAGAAUCCUCAGGCCUCUCUCUGAGCCAAGAAAGUGGCAGGGGGAGCCUGAAUUUUACGAGGGGAGAGGGCAGAGCCCCCUCCACACCCCCUAGCCCUUCCCCACCCCACCCCUAGCCCCGGCUCCACAGAUGCAGAGGUCGAAGGCUGGAGCCAGGGCAGCCAGCGAGGUCAGGAAGUCUGUUGCCUUAACGUCUCCUACCCUACCCCCACCAACACAAAUUCUUCUCCACUCCCAAGUCUAGCUGCUGAAAGACUUGGGGGUAAAGAAUAAGGGAAAGGGGAUGGUUUUUGGUUUCCUUCCCCACCCGUAUCUCCUUUUCUUUUACCCUUCCCCCACCCCACCCCCUCAUUGUCAUGACCUCACUUAAGUGGAACACUAUAUAUCAUAACCCAGAGGUUCGUCCCAGCCCCAGAAUCAUACCAAUCUCUGUUCCUACUGAGGGGUUGUGCUGGGGCCCAGUUGGAGGGAGGGGAUUUGGGGGUUCAGGCUAUGGGGAAGCCAGGGUCCCCUCUUCCAACCCCAUCCCCUCAACGUUCCCCCCCUCACUGGGACAUUCUCAAGCUUUUCACACCGAAAAGGAAAAAAUGUUAUUUUUAGAUACAUUUUAUGAUAACUUUUGUUAUGAAUAUGGCUGGUAACCAUUGUGUAUGUUAUUAAAGAUAACAAAAUGUUGGGAAAAAACAAAAAACCAAAAAAAAAAAUUUUAAACCACCACCCUCCCUGCACUCACCCACCCAUUCCCCAGUCCUUCUUGCCUCUGCCUCCCUGGUGUGGACCUCCCUCAACUCUGACCCAGGGUUGGGGAGGAAGCCAGGGGGUGGGGUGGCCCUGGGGACCUACUCUAGGUCCCUACCUCCUCUCCCAGUGCCGGGCUGGGUGGGGUGUCAGGUUUAUUUAUGUACCUCUUGCACACUCAUCAACCUAUGCAAGUCCCCCAUCCCGGCCCCUCCAUGUUUCUGUGCCUUUGCUCAUUCCCCUCCAACUCCCAGGGCUUCUCCAAUCCUCCUCCUAGCCCGGGGAAGUGGGAUGGACAGGGGCCACCUCGUUUUUUGGAAUCAGCAGGGUGUCCCUCUUAAGAGACCCUCACCUCCUCCCAGCCAGUCCUGUCUUGUUCACUACCCAUCAGGGUGAGCUGGGUCUGCCUGGCACUGGGAGGCGGUGAGGGACACCCCCUACAUAAUGGGAGGCAAGAGCUGCCCCCUUCCCCCUACCUGUCAGCAGAGUGUGCAGGACGCAGGCGGCCCCACUCUGAUGGGCAGGAUCCUGACCCACUCCUGCCCCUCCCCAGCCCCUGCCCCUCCACCAUGAUUUCACCCUCCCUUCUAUUCCCAGCCCCACUGGCAGAAUCAGCUUUGAGUAACUGUACAGUUUUUCUCGCUGUUGGAGAAGACUUAUUUGAUGGAGUUUCACUUGUUUAAUGGUCUGGGCUUAUUUUGGAAAAAAAA
Messenger RNA from Budorcas taxicolor (takin), 4573 nucleotides. It is a transcript of the gene SAMD4B, whose product is annotated as sterile alpha motif domain containing 4B. Gene Ontology annotation, cellular component: P-body. The coding region runs from base 324 to 2411 and encodes 695 amino acids. Gene Ontology annotation, biological process: nuclear-transcribed mRNA poly(A) tail shortening; negative regulation of translation; regulation of mRNA stability. The transcript is spliced from 14 exons. The record is from RefSeq and is a predicted model, not a curated record. Gene Ontology annotation, molecular function: translation repressor activity; mRNA binding; protein binding. NCBI's taxonomy places the organism in Eukaryota, Metazoa, Chordata, Mammalia, Artiodactyla, Bovidae.